GGAGGAGUCCUUGGCAGGGAUAAAUACACGUUCGCACCUGAGAGGGUCCAGCACCCGGACAGGCGGCGGCUUUGGCAUCCUCUUACUACACCCAGCUCUCCGAGGCAGAGUCAAGGGCAAAAGAAAUGUCAUUCCUUCUGGCCCUGGGGCUGCUAGUGGCUGGACUCUGCCCUGCUGUCCAUGGCCUCCCAGGGGCUGUGACAGAACAGAAGAUUGUGACCCAGGGGGGCCAGAGCAAGGAGACCCCCGUGGACCUCCUCAGGUUUGCCUCCAGCAACACCGACUUUGCCUUCAGCCUCUACAGGCAGUUGGCUUUGAAGAACCCCAAUAAGAAUGUCGUCUUCUCCCCGAUGAGCAUCUCCAUGGCCUUGGCCUUCGUGUCUCUGGGGGCCCGGGACACCACCCUGACAGAGAUCCUCAGCGGCCUCAAGUUCAACCUCACGGAGACCUCUGAGGCAGAAAUCCAUCAGGGCUUCCAGUACCUCCUGCGCGCCUUCAGCCAACCCGACAUCCCGCUGCAGCUGAGCGUGGGCAACGCCAUGUUCAUCCAAGAGAAGCUGGAGCUGCUGGACAAGUUCAAGGACGAUGCCAAGGCGCUGUACGCCUCUGAGGCUUUCUCCACCAACUUCCGGGACUCCGCCGCGGCCAAGAAGCUCAUCAAUGACUAUGUGGAGGAGAAGACCCAGGGGAAAAUUGUGGAUUUGAUGAAGAGCCUUGAUGCAGCAACAGUGAUGGUCCUUGUGAAUUACAUCUUCUUUAAAGCCAAGUGGAUGACGCCCUUCGAGCCCUACGCCACCAUGGAGUCCCAGUUCUACGUGAGCCCGAGGGAGCCGGUGAUGGUGCCCAUGAUGAGCCUGAAUAACCUGCGCACGCCCUACUUCCGGGACGAGGAGCUCUCCUGCACGGUGGUGGGGCUGCGGUACACCAGCAACGACAGCAUGCUCCUCGUCCUCCCGGACCAGGGCAAGAUGGAGGAGGUGGAGGCCGCACUGCUCCCGGGGACGCUGAGGAGGUGGACGGGCUCACUGCAGAUGAGACCGAUAGACCUCUCCCUGCCGAGGUUCUCCGUCUCCAGCAACUACAACCUGGAAAAGAUACUCCCCCACCUGGGCAUGAGGAAAGUCUUCACCACCGAGGCUGACCUGUCGGGGAUCACAGGGGGCAAGAACAUGCAGGUCACUCAGGUGGUCCACAAGACCCUGAUCAACGUGGGCGAGAACGGCACGGAAGCAGCUGCCGCCACAGCAAUCGCUAUUUCCCUCACGUCCAUGAGAUUCCCAGAGAUCAGCGUGACAUUCAACAGGCCCUUCCUUUUAGGCAUACUCUCCAACGACACCCAGAGCCUCCUCUUCUUGGCCAAAGUCGUCAACCCCAAGGAAACCUAGCGCCCCUCUCCAAGCUGGCUGGGGGAGGGGGGGGCCUUCCCGCUGAGGGUGCCGGGGUCUCUGGGCACAGCCUGGCCCCGCUUGCUCAUUCUUGGAAAAGUGCCAGGGACUCUGCCUGGUGGCUCCUACACGCAAAAGAAGUCUACGGACUCUUUGUCCAGGGGCUCUGAGGCUCUCCAGAAGCAAUAAACCAUCUUCCUUGGA
Phyllostomus hastatus (greater spear-nosed bat) is the source of this 1589-nucleotide messenger RNA. RefSeq names its product serpin family A member 3 (gene SERPINA3). Gene Ontology annotation, biological process: negative regulation of endopeptidase activity. The record is from RefSeq and is a predicted model, not a curated record. The transcript is spliced from 5 exons. Bases 126 to 1385 code for a protein of 419 amino acids. Gene Ontology annotation, molecular function: serine-type endopeptidase inhibitor activity. Lineage: Eukaryota; Metazoa; Chordata; Mammalia; Chiroptera; Phyllostomidae.